CCUAUUUUGUUUGAAUUUUUUUUUUUGAUAUAUUUAAGAUAAAAAAAAAAAAAACAAAAAAACAAAAACAAAAGAAAACAAAACACCCAAAGCAUGUCUCAUCACUUGACCAGCUUUUGUCUUCGUCCCACAGACAUCUCCACUCUCUUUUGUCUUCUCUCCACAAACCCUAAUCACUAUUAACACACAAAUCACAGCUUUUCAAAACUAUAUAUUAUAUCCAAAUAUCAAUAUAUCCUUUUUCUAACUCUCAUCAAUAUGUCUUGGCAGCUUUUGAUAUUUUCUUAGCAGACAAACACACUUGAGCUGUUUUUUUUUAAUCUAUAAAUACUCUUUUUUUGUUGAUAGCUUUGAGAUCUCUCUCAUGGCUUUUCCUCAGAGAAAACGAACACCUUCUUUCUCUUCUUCUGUUCUUGACUCUGUUUACCGUUCUAUCGACGAAUCUGACGGUCUCCAAAGUGACCUAAAAGGAUCCAUCAACGAAAAUGUAUCUUCAUCAUCAUCCUCACCAUCACCAAACAAGAAAGACGACAAGCUUACAACUCUAAGGCGAGCAAUCAUGGACGAAGAACACUGGCUUUACGCCCGAAGCAGCACCACUACCACUAACUCCUCUGAUUCCUCUUCUUUUUCCUCUUCCGAGGCAGAGUCAUAUCGAACAAAGAGAAGGUUGAGAAAGCUUGCGGAACAAGGUAAAAGAUCAGGUGAUGAGAGACAGAGAACAAAGAGAACGGUAAUGGACAACGAUAGUAGAUUGUUUUCCAAGUCCGAUGAUGAUAAGAAGCCUAAAGCCGUGAAGAUAAUUGAGGAGCUAAAGAGAUCGAAGCAGCCAGUGUCUCCUGGAGCGCGUCUCACUAGCUUCCUCAACUCGAUCUUCCAAUCUAACGCCAAGAAAGUGAAGCUUUGUUCUGUCGGUAAGACAACAGACGUUAAGUCCUCAUCCUCAAAGUCUUGCUUCAGUCGAACAAGAAAUAAAACCGACAACAACAACAACAACUGCAAGAAGUUGGAAAGGUCUAUAAGAUUCUAUCCGGUUAGAGUAACCAUUGAUGGAGACUGCAGAGACUAUGCUCAAAAACACAUUACUCGCGUGAGGAAACCAAUUCCAGAAUUUACCGCUAAGAAGAGUGUCAAAGAGGAGAUUAAGACCAACGAUCAUCACACUGAGUUUACUUGCAUCACAAGAAAUAUAGGUUUGAAGGAUUUUGUGAGAAGUAACAAAUAUGAAGGUAAAGAAGAGGAGGAGGAUGCUUGGAGUCACUCAAGUUCGGAUCUGUUUGAGCUUGAUAGUUACCGGAUCGGUAUGGGGCGGUACUUAAAAGAACUUCCAGUCUAUGAAACUACUGAUUUCAAGACUAAUCAAGCCAUUGCUAGAAGCUUGCUUUUGUAGUGUUUUGUUUUGUUCCUAUAACUUUUUUCCUUAUCAUUGAAAUUAAUUUACUACUUACGCCAAAGAAGAUAUCAAUUUACUAAUUACAUUUAUUUGGUCUUGAGUCAUUGUCACGUGCCUGGUUUCGUGGAUUACUAACAGCAGGUCCGGCUCAUUAAAACAUUAGACCCUGC
Molecule: messenger RNA, 1563 nt
Organism: Arabidopsis thaliana (thale cress)
Lineage: Eukaryota; Viridiplantae; Streptophyta; Magnoliopsida; Brassicales; Brassicaceae
Product: AF-like protein
Exons: 3
Coding region: 365-1390 (341 amino acids)
Biological process (GO): auxin-activated signaling pathway
Cellular component (GO): plasma membrane
Source: RefSeq, marked reviewed